Medioppia subpectinata is the source of this 930-nucleotide messenger RNA. Lineage: Eukaryota; Metazoa; Arthropoda; Arachnida; Sarcoptiformes; Oppiidae. The record is from the annotation of a GenBank genome assembly.
UACGUUGGAUUCAUUGUCUUCUUCACUGUACGCGAGUUUAAGAAUUGGCGAAACCAGGGCUCCAGUUAUUUUGGCAGCUAUUGGAACUGGGCCGAGGUGAUCAUGAUCUGCCUGUCGUACGCGGCCAUGGUGCUUUACGUGUACCGCAUUGUACUCACCCAAGAGAUACUGAAGGUGUUUAACACCACACACGGCAACGGAUACGUGAAGUUGCAAUACGUGACCACAAUUGACGAGAUGUUUGGUUAUAUCAUCGCUUUCACUACAUUCGUGGCGAUCUUGAAGUUCAUCCGCAUCUUGCGUUUCAACAAACGUAUGGGUAUUCUGUACUCAACGCUCGCCCAGUGCUCGAAGGACUUGAAGUCCUUCUGCAUUGUCUUCUGUACCGUAUUCUUCGCUUUCGUCCAAAUGUUUUACCUCUUGUUUGGACUACAAAUGAGUGAUUUCUCGUCGUUUGUCAACUCGGCUGAAACCACGUUUGGUAUGGUUACAGGAAAGUUUGAUUUCGAUGCCAUAUGUCGGGCCAGCCCUCUAUUAGGUCCGCUGGCAUUCUUCAUGUUUGUAUUUGUAGCGGCGAUCGUAUUGAUCAACAUAUUCCUCACGCUUAUCAUCAGCGCCUUCGAGACCGUCAAACACGACGUUAUGAAACAGAAUAACGACUACGAGAUCAUGGAUUUCAUGGCGAAGAAGGUUAAGGGUAUGUUCGGAUUGGCCAACGCUUCGGCCGACCCGACGGCCGGCGACGGAACCGAGGACUCGAUCAACUCGAUUGAGGAACAGUUAACGCUAUUUCCGGAGAAAAUCGACCGACUCUUGCAUUAUAUCAAUGAUAUGUAUUUCGACGGCAAACUCGAUGUGAACAACAGUAAGAGCGCUGUCGGCCGACGAUUGGCGCUCAACGCCAAUAGGGCUCGAGUAAUGCCGGCCACU